This is a messenger RNA of Aspergillus vadensis CBS 113365, 591 nucleotides long. Its product is annotated as LuxS/MPP-like metallohydrolase. Gene Ontology annotation, cellular component: cytosol; mitochondrion. The record is from RefSeq and is a predicted model, not a curated record. Gene Ontology annotation, molecular function: metal ion binding; metalloendopeptidase activity. The transcript has a single exon. Gene Ontology annotation, biological process: peptide catabolic process. Bases 1 to 591 code for a protein of 196 amino acids. Lineage: Eukaryota; Fungi; Ascomycota; Eurotiomycetes; Eurotiales; Aspergillaceae.
AUGUAUGCUGUCAUGACGCGUUUAUACGUUGAUUUGGUCGAAGACAGCCUUGAUGAAUACGCCUAUAACGCGGAUAAGGCCGGUUUGAGCUACAAUUUGUCAGAAAACGCACAGGGACUAAUUAUAGAGCUUAAGAGUUUCAACGACAAGAUGUCAGUGCUUUUGGAGAAAGUAUUACUGGCAGUAAGAGAUUUGGAAAUCAAGCGAGAGCAAUUCGACGUGGCCAAGGAGAGGGUGUGGAAAGCAUAUAAGAGUUUCGACUACAUGGAGCCGUAUCGACAGAUCAAUACCUUCUCGCGCCUGUUGAUCAACGAAAGAUCCUGGGCUCCUUCCCAACUACUCGAGGAGCUUCCAGCAGUGACAGCUGAGGAUAUACGCUCGUUCUUUCCCCAAAUGCUGCAACAAAAGCACAUCAAGAUCCUCGUUCAUGGCAAUCUGAACAAAGAAGAUGCACUAAGUUUAACAAAUCUUGUGGAAUCAAACACUCCGCCCACGUCAAUAUCCAAAAAGCCAAUGGCCAUCACGCCGCACGAUUGCGCUACCCAGCGGAGCAAAGUACCUGUACGAGCGAGUAUUGAAGAACCCAGAUAA